AUGGACGGCAAUACCACAGGAAUGUAUUUGGAUUUUACUUAUUUUACUGCGAACUCCACAAACCAGUCGGAAACAAUACCUUUCAAAGUGCAUUCCAUCGUCGUACCGACUGUCUGGGCUGUCCUGAUUUUGGUGGGCGUCGUUGGGAAUGGCCUCGUUAUAUUCACGUUGUUGAAGCAAGGGGACAGAACUGCUACAACGUACUAUAUCAUCAACUUGGCCAUAGCCGACUUUGCUUUCAUUGCCGUUGUCGUGCCCUUCACGUGCACCUUAUACGCGCUCCCGGACUGGGUAUUUGGUGAACACAUGUGUAAGUUCAUCAACUACAUGGUUUACGUCACCCUUCACGCCACGUGCCUCACGCUCACGGCUAUGACCAUAGAUCGGUACUUCGCCAUCGUCCAUCCGCUUAGUUCCAUCACCAGGCGAACUCUCAAGGCAGCUUUGAUCGCCAACACUCUGACAUGGGCAGCUUCAUUUUGCCUCUCUAUCCCGUUCGCUAUGAACCAUGGAAUCGUGGAAAAAGUGUGGUACGGACCUCGUGUCUGGUGUCAUCCCGUCGACAACCUAGCCUGGAAACGAGGCUCCAUUCUCUACGUGGUUAUAGUCACUUACCUCAUUCCUUUAACCAUCAUUCUGUUGUGCUACUCCUUAAUGUUAAGGGAUAUGUGGAAAGCGGAAACGAUGGGUGCCGCUCUGACUGAGAACGCUAGCUCUCAUCGCGCUUCCUUGAUGCUCCGGUCAAUGCAGGCUAAAAGACGGCGUAAAGUUGCCAAGAUGGUUGCCGUUGUUGUCCUGCUUUUCGCCACAUUCUGGAUGCCAAUCCACGUUCUCAACCUCUGCUUCGCUUUUGCGCCGGAUUUCCCGGCAACCAACGAAUUGUACGACUUCAAAGUGUUUGCCCAUACUUUGUCCUACGCCAACUCCUGUGUCAACCCCAUUGUCUACGCCUUCAUGGGGGACGGUUUCCGAAGAGCACUGAGGAAAACCUUUUCAAAUCUGUUGGGCAUGAAUCGUGUGGUGAGUGUGACCUUGGGAACCCGUGCUACCGGGUCGAUGGAGUGUGACCCUAGAGUGACGAGGUCUCUUUUGACAGAUGACAACGGCGAGGUUUCCCGUAGGUCCAGUGGUCUUCUCAUCCGAUCGGGCAGUGUAGGGAACUCUCACGAUCACAUUCCGAGGGCAGUGUCUCAGUCCAGGGUGUGA
Molecule: messenger RNA, 1206 nt
Organism: Liolophura sinensis
Lineage: Eukaryota; Metazoa; Mollusca; Polyplacophora; Chitonida; Chitonidae
Product: G-protein coupled receptor 54-like
Exons: 4
Coding region: 1-1206 (401 amino acids)
Biological process (GO): G protein-coupled receptor signaling pathway
Cellular component (GO): plasma membrane
Molecular function (GO): G protein-coupled receptor activity
Source: RefSeq, a predicted model, not a curated record